Nycticebus coucang (slow loris) is the source of this 3605-nucleotide messenger RNA. It is a transcript of the gene RFT1, whose product is annotated as RFT1 homolog. Bases 48 to 1673 code for a protein of 541 amino acids. NCBI's taxonomy places the organism in Eukaryota, Metazoa, Chordata, Mammalia, Primates, Lorisidae. Gene Ontology annotation, biological process: dolichol-linked oligosaccharide biosynthetic process; glycolipid translocation. The record is from RefSeq and is a predicted model, not a curated record. Gene Ontology annotation, cellular component: endoplasmic reticulum membrane. The transcript is spliced from 13 exons.
UCGCGACGAAGCCGGCUGGCUGGAGCGGAUCCCAGGCCGCCGACGCUAUGGGCAGCCAGGAGGUGCUGGGCCAGGCGGCCCGGCUGGCCUCCUCCGGUCUCCUCAUGCAGGUAUUGUUCCGAUUGAUCACAUUUGUCUUGAAUGCAUUUAUCCUUCGCUUCCUGUCAAAAGAAAUUGUUGGUGUCGUGAAUGUAAGGUUAACACUGCUUUACUCAACCACCAUCUUCCUGGCUAGAGAGGCCUUCCGCAGAGCAUGUCUGAGUGGGGACACCCAGCGAGACUGGAGCCAGACCCUCAACCUCCUGUGGCUCACAGUCCCUCUGGGUAUGUUUUGGUCCUUGUUUUUGGGCUGGGUCUGGUUGCAGUUACUUGAAGUACCUGAUCCUAAUAUUGUCCCCAACUAUGGAACCGGAGUGGUGCUGUUUGGUCUCUCGGCAGUGGUGGAGCUCCUAGGAGAGCCCUUCUGGGUCUUGGCACAAGCGCAUAUGUUUGUCAAGCUUAAGGUGAUUGCUGAGAGCCUGUCGGUAAUCCUUAAGAGUGUCCUGACAGCUUUUCUUGUGUUGUGGUUGCCUCACUGGGGACUGUACAUUUUCUCUUUGGCCCAGCUUCUCUAUACCACCAUUCUGGUUCUCUGCUAUGUCAUCUAUUUCACAAAAUUACUGGGUUCCCCAGUAUCAACCAAGCAACAAAUUCUUCCUGUCUCCAGAAUAGCAGAUCUGUUACCUAAUGUUACAAGAAGUGGAGCUUUUUUAAACUGGAAAGAGGCUAAAUUGACUUGGAGUUUUUUUAAACAGUCUUUUCUGAAACAGUUUUUGACAGAAGGUGAGCGAUAUGUAAUGACAUUUUUGAAUGUAUUAAAUUUUGGUGAUCAAGGUGUAUAUGAUAUAGUAAAUAAUCUUGGCUCCCUUGUGGCCAGAUUAAUUUUCCAGCCAGUAGAGGAGAGUUUUUAUGUAUUUUUUGCUAAGGUGCUGGAGAGGGAGAAAGAUGCCACACUUCAGAAACAGGAGGACGUUGCUGUUGCUGCCAUGGUCUUGGAGUUCCUGCUCAAGCUGGCCCUGCUGGCUGGCCUGACCAUCACUGUUUUUGGUUUUGCCUAUUCUCAGCUGGCUCUGGAUAUCUAUGGAGGAGUGAUGCUUAGCUCAGGAUCAGGUCCCGUUUUGCUGCGUUCUUACUGUUUCUAUGUCCUCUUGCUUGCCAUCAAUGGAGUGACCGAGUGUUUCACAUUUGCUGCCAUGAGCAAAGAGGAGGUCGACAGGUACAAUUUCACGAUGCUGGCCCUGUCAUCCUCAUUCCUGGUGUUGUCCUACAUCCUGACCUGUUGGUGUGGCAGUGUGGGUUUCAUCUUGGCCAACUGCUUUAACAUGGCUAUUCGGAUCACACAGAGCCUUUUCUUCAUCCACCAUUACUACCGAGGGAGCCCCUACAGGCCCCUGGCUGGCCUCCGCCUGUCACCGGUCCUUCUUGGAGUGUUUGCCCUCAGUGGUGGGAUUACUAGUGUUUCAGAGGUGCUCCUCUGCUGUGAGCAGGGCUGGCCAGCCAGGCUGGCGCACAUUGUUGUGGGAGCCUUCUGUUUGGGAAUGACUCUUGGGACAGUAUGCCUCACAGAGACCAAGCUGAUCUAUUUUCUCAGGACUCAGUUAGGUAUGUCUAGACUCAUUGACAAAAUGACGUGACUUCAGAGAUGCUUUGACACCUGCGGUACCUGGACCAGCCAUGGGGCAGUUCUGCUGGUGGAGCACAUAUUCUGUGUAAAAGCCCUCAGUAAAAGUUCUGCAGUGGAAGAAUGAGAGCAACACGGGAGGGCGGCAUCACGGAAACCACUGGAUGAAACAGUUGCCAUCCAUCUGAAGUCUUAAACGUGAAGGAUGAGUUUCAUUUUUAAGUGAAGACCAAAAAUAGAUGACUUUUUUCAUCAUUUUGUUCUAAGCAGCAUUGUCUUGUUUUAUUAAUCUAUUAAUUCCUUUUGGAUGUGAUUGACCUUUGGAGCUACCUGUUCUAACAAACUGGGUCUUAGAUGUUAAUGGUUAAUAAUCAUCAGGCCCAGAAAAAAAGAUGUAGCCAUUUUACCAGUUGCAGGAAUAUUUCAUUUCUUCUGUAAAAGAAGGAAGGAGACAUGAUGUUCUGCACCAGACAAGAACAAAGUGUGGCCCUAUUGUUGCAGCCUUCCCCACGUCAACACUGUGGUCUGAGUUUUUAGAGAAGGAAAAAUGUUCUUCAGUGAGUUAUCCAACAACUGAAAUUGUGAAGCUACUCAGACCACACUUCCCAGAGUGAGUUAGGGAGACUCUCACCUGUCACGGUCACACUGUGUCCCAUGAGUCAGCCUUACCCAUAGAGGGCCCCCAGGCUUUGCUGAUUGAAGAGUGGGUGAAAGCUAACUGGAGAUCCUGGUCUGGCCACCUGAAAGAGGGGGACUCUGAAGGAAACUGUGAUCCAGUGUGAGCUGCUUUGUCCCCUGAAAGGAGCACUGCUUUACGACUUUCUGUAACUUACUCAUGUGGAAAUUACACAGGUAGGCUGGGCAUGGUGGCUCACGCCUGUAAUCCCAGCACUCUGGGAGGCUGAGGCGGGUGGAUUUUUGAGCUCAUGAGAUGGAGACCAGCCUGAGCCAGAGUGACCCCAUCUCUAAAAAUAGCUGGGCCUUGUGGCAGGCACCUGUAGUCCCAGCUACUCAGGAGGCUGAGGCAAGAGGAUCACUUGAGCCCAAGAGUUUGAGGUUGCUGUGAGCUAUGAUACCAUGGCACUCUACCAAAGGUGACAAAAAAAAAAAAGAAAGAAAGAAAAUUGCACAGGUAACAAGUAAAGUUGAGCAGAUGUAUCUUUUUAUCCUCAGAACAAGACAGGAUAAAUUUUAUAUGGCAAGUAUUACUGAGUCCAAUCCCUUCCACUGACCCAUUAUUUCCAGCAUUAGUCAGUACAGUUGAAGUCCAGCUUCAGGACAAGAGUAGCAGGCUAGGCCUUUGGUCCUCCAAGCUGCAAAGUGAGCCCAGACUCUCUGCACCUCACACCCUGGACGUGAGAUCAUCGAGCAUCAUUUCUGUGUGGUAAAGUGUCUUUCUUUGUUCAUUAAUGUAUUAAUUCCUUUUGGAUAUGAGUGCCCUCUGGCAUAAACUUGUGCAUGUUUGGCCUACAUGCACAAACUCUGUAUCUUGGAUAGUAAUAGUUUAAUAAUCCUCUGGAGAAUGUCCCCAAACUUUCCCAGAGAGAGCAGUAAGGACAACUCAUAUUAUGCAUUAAAAUGCAUAUGUUUAAAUCUAGUUGCCCAAGACCCACCAGUACCCCAAGACAGGCCCAGUCACCCUGGCAUAUUUUUAUCUACUUAGAGGGAAAAUGCUUUCACUAGUUGGUGGAAAGUAGCUAAAUGCAAGGUGUCCUGAACAAUCAAGGUCCUCCAAAAGCGUGGCCUCAGUCAUACUUUUAUAGGGCAGCAUCAGGCUAACUCAGAAAAAUGGAUUGUCCCAUGGGGUCAGGUGGGCAGCACAAAGACAGCUCUUCCUCUCUCCCAAUUUUGUGCACUUUCUCUGUCCCCCAACUGCACAAAAAUUGGCCUUCAGUCCUCAGAAGCUUCUCUACUGCUGCUGACCUCUUCCCCAAAACCCAGUCAA